GUAGGGAAGGCAUUUCAAAUAGCUAGAAGGUUCGAAGCCCGGGAAACUCUCUUUCUCUCUCGGAACAGAGGAAGAGGAGAAAAUGCAUGAUCUGAAGUCGUUGCGGCAAGAAUUUCCCGUCCUCGACGAUGGUUUCCUGGAGUUCUGCGCUUCCCAUGGCAUAUUUUCCCUGGAGGACUUCCUGCUGCAUGACCUAUACGCUUUAGUUGGUUUCGCGGAAUGCCAGGCGUCUUCAGCAGAACUAAAGCAGGUCCUUGGAAUCACUCAAGUUCUUUCCAUUAUAGACAGCCAACACCAGCCGUGGUUGAAUGGCAUCGACCUGCUCGAAGAUCAGCAGAAUAAACAUGUUCUUUCAACAGGACUUGAGGGGAUCGAUUCCCUUCUUGAAGGGGGCUUCUGUGAAGGAAAAUUCAUAGAGUUGGUGGGUUCAUCAUCUUCUGGCAAAACACAAGUUUGUCUUGCUGCUGCUGCAUAUAUUGCACAUAAAUACAUGUGUACUGUCAUGUUCCUGGAUACAUGUAGCUCGUUCUCUUCCAAGCGCAUUGCAUGUCACGUAAAUGGUCUUUUGGAACUUUUGCAAAAAGAGGACAAGGAGAGAUGCUUUAAAAGAGUGAUGAAUAGCAUACUAUGUCGACCAGUCCUGGACCUCCUUGAGUUAUCGAAGGUGUUGCAUCAAAUAGAAUCCACCUUAGCAUCGCAGGUGAAAGGCCAACAUACCAAGAUGCGGUUGCUAAUUGUUGACUCAGUCUCAUCAUUGAUAGCCCCAAUACUUGGAAGAAAUUCUACUGGCCAUUCAGCAAUGGUAUCCAUUGGUUAUCUUCUGAAGAAGCUAGCUAUCGAAUAUAAUAUUGCAGUGCUGGUGACAUGGACCCAAGAUUGUACCUGACUGCAUGAGUAUGGGUUGCAUUUUGUGUCUAUAAUUCGUUGUUCAAGUCUUGUUGGCAUGUUGUGUUUGUCCAUGUUCUUACAGGAACACUUGAUCUUGAAUUCUAUUUCUUAGGAAAGCACAUCAGAAGACAUUGAAAUUAUUUCAAAAUUUAUUAGCUACGUGAGAAGUACAUAAUUAUUUUUUUUGGCUAUAAAGUUACUGAAAAACUGAUGGUCGACAGUUUAUGCUUCAAAUCAUAAUAUUUGGGAAUUUGGAAAUUGAGUAUGAGCGCAUGCAUGCUAUUUCGUGUCGACGGCUUUCAUGCCUCUCUCUCGCGGAAUGGCCUAGUUUGACCUCCGGGAGAGUCAAGCUUCUGAAAUCUGAAGUUUACGUUAAAUUAUGAAAUUUCCGCCACCUUGUUCUAUGUCUGACGAAGUUGAUUUUUACUAGGAAACGUAACUUGGACUUGUUUGCCUCUGAACCUUGUAUGGAUUUACUAGGUGCCCUGCACCUUGUUGUUUUAUGCAAAUGGAGCAGCCCACAAUGCACACUUGGUUGAGUCCGGAUUCAUGUUUGUGAAGCAUUUGCAUUUACAUCAGGUCCAUGGAGGGGUGAUUUUCUUUCCUAUGUUUAUCAAUGCUGAACUCCGGUUCAUUUAUGUUGUGUUCAGGUCACUAAUCAUAUGGUUGUGGGUGAGAGAGGAAUUCUCAGGCCUGCGCUUGGUGAAAGCUGGAAAAGGAUGCCCCAUAUACGGCUGCUACUGUCUCGUGAGCCUGGCAAUAAUAUCUGCACCGUCUCCAUACUAAAG
This is a messenger RNA of Nymphaea colorata (pocket water lily), 1676 nucleotides long. RefSeq names its product DNA repair protein RAD51 homolog 4. NCBI's taxonomy places the organism in Eukaryota, Viridiplantae, Streptophyta, Magnoliopsida, Nymphaeales, Nymphaeaceae. The transcript is spliced from 9 exons. Bases 83 to 886 code for a protein of 267 amino acids. Gene Ontology annotation, cellular component: centrosome; replication fork; Rad51B-Rad51C-Rad51D-XRCC2 complex. The record is from RefSeq and is a predicted model, not a curated record. Gene Ontology annotation, biological process: telomere maintenance; DNA strand invasion; reciprocal meiotic recombination. Gene Ontology annotation, molecular function: four-way junction DNA binding; single-stranded DNA binding; ATP binding.